This is a messenger RNA of Chelmon rostratus (copperband butterflyfish), 2420 nucleotides long. Its product is annotated as oocyte zinc finger protein XlCOF6-like. The record is from RefSeq and is a predicted model, not a curated record. The transcript is spliced from 3 exons. Gene Ontology annotation, biological process: negative regulation of transcription by RNA polymerase II. Gene Ontology annotation, molecular function: DNA-binding transcription repressor activity, RNA polymerase II-specific. Lineage: Eukaryota; Metazoa; Chordata; Actinopteri; Chaetodontiformes; Chaetodontidae. Bases 86 to 1948 code for a protein of 620 amino acids.
UGAAUCAAUAACACAGACGGAUCCGCUCUGGUGUUUAGUUUGUAGGUUUUUGUGGCUGUGAAAGUUGAUUUCGUACUGAAAUGAAAUGUCGUCCUGUGCUCAGCGGCUGGUUUCGGCCAUGUUGGAGGAGUUCAUGUCGGCGGCGGUCACUGAAAUCUGUCAGAGAGUCAAAGUGGAGCCGGAUGAAGGCUCACAGGAGGAGCUGCGGGCUGUCAUCAGGAGGCUGUGUGCGGCUCUCCUGCAGGAGCUGAGGAGGCUGCUGGAGGAGAACCAGGAGCUGCAGGAGCAUCAGCAGGACGGCGAGCUUCUGCAGGACUCCACCCGCCCUGCAGGUGAAGAAGACGCUCAGGUGAAUACGAGCCGUCAGUCACACAGUCCUACAGGUGAAAACAGCCAAUCAGAGCAGACUCCUCCGGCGGACAGCAGACGGACCUUCAGCUGCAGCGUCUGCAGCAGCAGCUUCUCCAGACGGACCAACCUGAGCGCUCACAUGCGCGUGCACAGCAGAGAGCGGCCCUUCACCUGUCCCACCUGUGGGAAAGCUUUCUCUGCCCGGAGCAGCGUCAGAGUCCACCAGCUCACAGUGCACAACAAGCAGCGGCCCCACCGCUGCUCUCACUGCGGGAAGGUUUUCGGCACCCGCAGCCACCUCAGGACGCACCAGGCGUCCAGCUGGCGGCGCCACAGCCGACUCACCUGUUUGACCUGCGGCCAGGCGCUGGCAGCGAGGUGCUGCCUCCGAGAGCACAGGCUGACCUGCCAGAAGACAGACAACAGGUUCAGGUGUGCAGAGUGCGGGAAGGAGUUCUCCAAACACACUUACCUGUCCGCACACCAGAGAGUCCACUUGAAGGACAAACCGUUUAAAUGCCUUACCUGUGAGAAAGGCUUCACCACGCGCCGCAGCGCGCACGUCCACCAGCUGACCGUCCACAGAGGACUGAGGCCGUUUACCUGCAGUGUCUGCAGAAAGACAUUCAGCCAGCAGAGCGGCCUCAGAGCUCACAUGAGGACACACACAGGUGAGCGGCCGCACACCUGCGAGCAGUGCGGGAACAGUUUCUCCAGCAGAAGCAGUCUGUCGGUGCACCGCCGCGUCCACACCGGAGAGAAGGCCUUCAGCUGCGACACCUGCGGGAAGAGCUUCAGCGUGUCGGCCAACCUGCGCCGCCACCAGCUCGUCCACUCGGGCCGCCGGCCGUUCAGCUGCGACGUGUGCGGCCGCAGCUUCACGCAGGCCGGACACCUGAAGGUGCACCGCGCCGUGCACAGCGGAGAGUGGGCGUUCAUCUGCAACGCCUGCGGAAAGGGCUUCAGACAGCGCGGCGCGCUGCUGCUGCACGAGCGGAGCCACGCCGGCAUCAAACCGCACAGCUGCGGCGAGUGCGGAAAAAAGUUCUCCUCGUCCGCGACGCUGAAACGCCACCAGCUGGUCCACAGCGGGCAGAAGGCCCACACCUGCGACGAGUGCGGCAAGAGCUUCAGCAGCGCCCAGAUCCUGAAGACUCACCUGCAGCUGCACGGCGGCCACAAGCUGUUCUCCUGCGACGUGUGCGGACGCGGCUACAGCUCACUGAGUUACCUGAGGACGCACCGGCGCAGCCACUCGGAGGGGAAGCCGUUCAGCUGCGCUCAGUGUCAGAAAAGCUUCUCCACGCAAGCGAGCCUGACGCUGCAUGCGCGCACGCACAGCGGAGAGAAGCCGUACGUGUGCGAGGUCUGCGGGAAGAGCUUCAGCGUGGCGCAAAACCUCGUCAGACACAAACGCGUCCACAGCGGAGAGAAGCCGUUCGAGUGCCGCGUCUGUGGGAAGAGAUUCAGCCAGAACAACAACCUGAAGACUCACCAGCUGGUUCACACGGGACAGAAACCGUUCAGCUGCUCCGCCUGCAGCAGGAGCUUCACCUCCAGGAGGAGCCUCAGGGAGCACAAGUGUGACUCCGCCUGAUGAAACUGGGGGUGAUGACGAGCCGCAGCCCCUGGAUCGGGUCCGACCAAAAUCAGGAGUGGAGCUGAAAGCUCGCGCUGAUGUUUGAAACUCAACAGGAGAGAAAACAUCUUGUGCAUCCUGUUAGUGAAAGCCAGACUGAAGGACGUUUUGGGACGUAACAAAAUCCAGAAGUGUCUUUAAAUAUUUGAGCUGAAGGAAAAAUGAAGACAGACAUUUUGCUGGUCUCUGGUGGUUCAGACCGUCAUACUCAUGAACUAACAUUAACUGGGACAGCAGACUUCCUGCCACCUGAUCAUGUGUUCAUUGAUUUAUUUCUACCUGUCUGUGUGUUUGUACAUCGAUCUCAUCCUGAUAGUCAACACCUUUAAAGACGUGAAAUAAACUUUGGUGUGAAUGUUUUGGAAAUUAUCAAAAUAUGAAAUCUUUGGAGAAAAUGUUGAAAUAUUCUGUCCAGGAUGAAACAGCUGCU